Molecule: messenger RNA, 2889 nt
Organism: Emys orbicularis (European pond turtle)
Lineage: Eukaryota; Metazoa; Chordata; Testudines; Emydidae
Product: gamma-glutamyl hydrolase-like
Exons: 9
Coding region: 76-1059 (327 amino acids)
Biological process (GO): tetrahydrofolylpolyglutamate metabolic process
Cellular component (GO): vacuole
Molecular function (GO): gamma-glutamyl-peptidase activity
Source: RefSeq, a predicted model, not a curated record
GGGCGGUGCGCUCAGGGCGCUGCUGCACCGUACAGCCGCAGAGCCAGUGCGGGGCCGGGCGGCGGCGAGGGAGUCAUGCUGCGCUACUCCGGGCCACGCUCCCUGCCGGGCGUCUGCCUCCUCCUGCUGCUGCUCCUCCUCUGCGCCAAUGCUCUGGCCUCCGUGGUGUCGCGGAGCCGCCGGGGGGGCAGCAACGAGAAACCCAUCAUUGGGAUAUUGGCACAGGAGUGUGACUUUACAAGUUUCCAUAGAUUUGGAAGUUCCUACAUUGCUGCUUCAUAUGUGAAGUUCCUAGAAUCUGCUGGUGCACGAGUUGUGCCAAUAAGACUAAAUCGUUCAGAAGAAGAGUAUGAUAAGAUUUUCCAGUCUAUUAAUGGGGUACUUUUCCCAGGAGGUGGUGUUGAUCUUAAGACCUCAGAAUAUUCUAGGACUGCUAGGAUAUUUUACAACAAGGCACUAAAGGCUAAUGAUAAAGGAGACUAUUUUCCUGUAUGGGGAACAUGUCUGGGAUAUGAAGAGCUUACAUACCUCACCAGUGGGGAGAUUUUACUGACUUGGACUAAUACUGAGGAUUUUGCACUCCCACUGAACUUUACUACAGCUGCAAAAGACAGCAGGAUGUUCAAGAAUUUUCCAGAUGACUUGUUGCAAAAACUUGCCACUGAGUCUUUGACAGCACACUUUCAUCACUGGAGCCUCUCCGUGCAGAAUUUCACACAGAAUGCGAAGCUACGCAAUUUCUAUAGGGUUCUGACAACGAACACCCAUGCAGACGUGGAGUUUAUAUCGACAAUGGAAGCAUAUAAAUACCCAAUUUAUGGUGUCCAGUGGCAUCCAGAGAAAAAUCCUUUUGAAUGGAAGAACUCAUCAGGUAUACCACAUUCUGCAUCAGCGAUGAAAGUUGCAUAUUACGUAGCUGACUUCUUAGUGAAUGAAGCCCGGAAGAGCCUGCACCAUUUUCCUAAUAAGGGUGAAGAGACCAAAGCAUUGAUUUACAAUUAUACCCCUGUUUUUACUGGUAUAUUUUCUCCAUUUGAGCAAGUCUAUUUUUUUGAUUGAACAUCCAUCCCAUAGUACAGGAUAGCGAUCUGUAGAAUUGUUUGUUGCAAGUUUCAUAAUUAAACUCAUGUUGUGCAUUGCAAGUGGCAGAAAGCCAAAAUGCUUAGCUUACUUUACAGUGAUUUAUCCUAUGUUACCUCUGUAGAAUUGGCCCAUUAAUCUGACAGAUUUCCAUUCAAUUACAUUAUAAUUAUAAUUCAAGAGGGUGGCAGACUCCUUACUCACUAUUCAUGACCAGAUAGGCCUGCUACAGUUUAGCCCUUAACAGAAAGGAUGGAAAUGCAUUAAUUAAUGUUGUAUAAAGCAAAAAUUGUGAUCUGUAACUACUGUCAAGAAUCCAGCCCAGUGCAUUCAUAAGCAUGGUGCAUGUUGGCUGUAAAAUUCAGCAUUUGUAUUUCACUAGUUCUAGGUACGAUUACAGUUAAACUGAGCAAAGCUUAAUUAACCCGGGACAUUUUAGAUUACUUCUGUAAGGGCUUGACUACCCCAAUUCAGCACAAUACAAUUUUGUGUUGUAUUAUGUAUCUACUAGUAGCUGAAAGCGCAUGCUGUCACACGGGUGUAAUUUGUAAAGACGUGUGGCUGAGAACUUAAAAAUUGGAUGGUAAUGGAGCACUAAUCCCAGUGAUGAUUCAACCUGAUGAUAUUCUAAACAAAAAGUGCUUUCAGCCCCGUUUGUAGCUGUUUCCAUCACUUCACAUUGACUCAACAGACAUUCUAGGCUUCAGAGUGACAUACAGACCGAGUGACAAUCCUGGACUCUUAUAUAGAAUACUAUGAGCCUGAGUCUCUUCUUAUCCCAGUUUUGCAUUAGUAUCGUCUUGAUUUCAAUAGAGUGACUCCUGAGUCCUGGCUUACCAGUGUGAGAAAUGACAUUAGCAUAGCUGUGUUUUCAACAGAGUUACUCCUGAUUCUUUACUUACACCAGUCAGAGAAGACAGUUAGGCUCCGUAUCUACAUACAGGCACAGCAGCUAAACUGCUUACGCACUAAUGACCAAAUCCUGCAAUUCUUACUCAAACAUCCCCAGAAGUUUUGCCUAGUAGGGCUUUUCUACACCUAAAACUUGCGUCAGAUUACAAUACAAUUAAAGGAUGAAAAUCUUUUGAUCUUGAGCUUGACAGAUGUGUGCUUAUGUAACCAAACUCUUGGCAGAGAAAAUUAUUUCUUUUAGAAACACGAUAAAAUAAUAGGGAAACAUUAUUGCAAACGGACAUAAAGAAGUGUAUGCAGUACCAUCUGUACCUUGUAGGAUUUACAUAGUGAAGGUGCAGUAUUAUUUAGGCAUUGCACACAUCAGUUAAAGUAAUCAGCUUCAUUGCUCAGGACUGUGAAAAAUUUCAUGUGCCAUGCGAUCUAUUUAAGUUGACCUUACCCGCACUGUAGACUCAGCUAGGUUCAUGAAAAAAUUCUUCCAUGGACCUAGCUACCACCUCUCCAGGGGGUUGAUUUUACUACAGUGACAGAAAAGCCCCUUCUGUUGCUGUAGUAAGUGUCUCUCCUACAGCGGUGUAGCCGUGCCACUGUAGCGUUUGUAGUGUAGACAUACCUGAAGAGUUUGCCUAUGUAAGGAAUGCAUGAUUUAACCCCAAUAUAGUGGAGACCAAUCCUGCAAGUGGAAUUUCUGUGAACUUUACUGGUUGUGACCAGGGCCAAAGUGUGCAAAUGCAAAGGGUAGGGGUGUGUGUAAUAUGAGUGAGAUCAGUGUAUUUAUUCAUGAGUUUGGAAGUUUAUUUCCUUGCUGUUUUGUUCUGCUUUAUAAAGCAGCACUUCAUUGAACUGAUUGUAUUAAUGAUUUCCUUUAAUACUUGAAAUAAAGUUUAUACAAGC